UGAGUAACUUCUCAUUUCCCACCCUCAAGCCACAAGCAAAUUGGCAUCAUGUUUGAUUUUUUUUCCCUGUGGUUAUGCUUGGUUAGUGAAACACAAACGACAGCUCACCUGCCAAACCCUUCUCAACCAUUUCUCAUGGAUCCAGGAUCCUUGUGGGGCAAGAGGCUUCCCAGGAGAGGGAAAAGGGUUUUUAAAUAGGGGCUUCUCAGCAUUUGGAGGAGAACAUCAAGCUCUGCUGCCCAUCUGGGGCAUGCACGGGUUUAUGUUCAGUUGACACUUCAACCACUCCCCAUACUGUUUUUUUCUCAGAGGUAAUCAAUAGAAUGCAGGUGGAGAGAGGGCAAUCUGACCUUGGGACAUGGAGACUUAUGUAUGCAAAGGCAUAUGAACAUCAAAGCCAACUCAAAAUAGGGGAUGCCAUCAUCCAUGCAUCUCAACAACAAUCCAGGUGAAUUUCUGGAUGUUGGUUGCCACCUUCUCUGAUCUAGAGAUAGGACUGAAGAUCUAAGGCAACAUGAACAUUUCUCUAAACACAGGGUGAUAAUUUCUGGAAAAUGAACAUAGAGAACUUCUUUGGUGGGACAUUGGGCAAUCAACUGAGAAUUGAGAAUGAAAUCCUGGGGAGACAUAAAGAUCUGGAGGAAAACUUGCACAGAGUGAUGGGCAGUGCUGGCCAAGGUGUGGCUGCUCUGCCUCACGGUCGGGUCACCCUUCAGGAUCCUGUACUCUUUUCUGGCCUGGAGAAGCUACCUCUUGCUCAAGCUCCUGACAGCCCAAGCUGGCGGUCCCUUGACAGCCCAAGCCCCCCUGCUACACCUGAGCAAACCCUUCCCACCUACUGCCUGCAGUACUUUAAUAUGCUCUACCCAGAUGACAGCAGUUGGGUCCCAAAGAGUUUGGGUGAAACUCAACAACACAACAAUCAAGGAAGCAGGACGGAAGUGCAUAAGGAACCUGAGCAGUGUCCUAUCAUUGACAGUCAAGGAUUGAGCCUCACCUGUGAGAUGGAUUAUCAGGCCAGUCUUCACCUUGAGGAGCACUCCUUGGAACAGGUGCAGACAAUGGUGGUGGGUGAAGUGCUCAAGGACAUUGAAACAGCUUGUAAGCUGCUCAACAUUGCCGCAGACCCUGCAGACUGGAAUCCAGGAAACGUCCAGAAGUGGAUCUUAUGGACAGAACACCAAUACCGAUUGCCCCAGAUUGGAAAAUCAUUUCAAGACUUGUCUGGGAAGGAACUGUGUGACAUGACUGAAGAAGGGUUCCGUCAACGUUCUCCAUCAUGUGGUGAUGUUUUACAUGCUCAUCUGGACAUUUGGAAGUCAGCUGCCUGGAUGAAAGAAAAAACUGCUCCCGGGGAGCUGCAUUACUGUGGCAAUGAAGAGAACUGGACAGACAGUGAGGUAGAUUCAUCCUGCUCAGGCCAGCCCAUUCACCUAUGGCAGUUUUUGAAAGAGCUUCUGCUGAAGCCUCAUAACUAUGGUCGCUUCAUUCGUUGGCUCAAUAAGGAAAAAGGUAUAUUUAAGAUUGAAGAUUCUGCCCAGGUGGCUCGGCUAUGGGGAAUCCGGAAGAACCGGCCUGCCAUGAACUACGACAAGCUGAGCCGCUCAAUUCGGCAGUAUUAUAAGAAAGGAAUCAUAAGGAAACCAGAUAUUUCACAAAGGCUGGUCUACCAAUUUGUACACCCUGUCUGAAAAAGCAGAGCAAAGAGAACAAAUUCAGAAUAACUGACUUUUUUCUGGGCUGGAGGACUUCUGGAAACAGCAUCCUUUAUCCUCUGCAACGUUGACGGAGCUAAAAGCAACUAUUGACAAAGACCAUUGGAUUUGGCUGGUGAACUGUAGAGAUUCCUGUGUACCCUAAUUGUGUCUGGGAAACAGGAAACAAAUAAAGGUUUACUGUUUAAGUAAAAUGGCAAAAAGGAAAUGAAUUAGGCCAUUCAGAUUUCAUUCUAGGCUUUGUGGUUUUGUAGGUGUUUUUUUUUCAGUUGAAAAGAAAAAAAAAUAAUCUAAAUAUUUCCAGCUGCAUGGUAUGGGAAUCCAAAGAAGGUAGGAAUUUGAUGGUAAAGGAAAGAGAAUACUGAUGCUGUAGAGUCUGUUACCUCUUUUCCAUUCUAAUAAUUAGAAGACUGUUUGAGAUCAAAGGAGCAAUGUAACAUUGUGUGCAACUUUGUAAAUUAACAGUGGGAAAUUAUAACAUUGCGUAGCAAUCUUCUGACCUAGCUUAAAAUUCCUAUGUGCUCUAACUUUCCUUUUCUUUUUUUGUAACAAGCAGAAAUCUCAGCAGUCCGUUUCUCUGACAGCAACAAGCUUGGGACUAUCCUUCCAAUGAUUUUCUAGUUUGCUUUUUUCCUCCUGUUCUUAGAAUAACGGCCAGGCUUUUGUUAUUUCAAGGCUGAUGUUGGAGAAAACCUAAGAAUCACAAUUUGGAAUUCAGAAUAGUGGUGUGUCAAUAGUUUUAGAAUCAGGCUGGCCCAGUGUAUUGUGUUUAUGUUUGUUAGGGGAAUGCAAAAUUGUAGUUUAAUUCAAAGGAGUAGGCCAGACAAUCCAUCCAGGUUUGAUAUUAAAGAACUUGAUUAGUUUUCCACAUAUGCAAUGAAUGAAAGUAGUUACUUGUUCGGGUAUUGUUAACAGAAGGACAGAGUCACCCAUUCUCAGUAUGUGAACAAACCUUUCUUGAGGGGAAAGACAAUAGGACUGUGCAAAGCAGCUCCUUGCUGGAGCUCAGGCUGACCCAAAACAAGAACAAUUUGGCACCUGCCUGCCUGAGGAGGCGAACUAGCUGAACAUCUGGGAAACACUGAAGAAAGCACCCCCACCCCCAAGGCUUCCUGAAUGCGGUCCUGGCAACGAUACAGGUUGUUCUGGUGUAUGGAUUGCACCUGAAUGCCUGUGCCAGAGUAUGAUAAUUAUUCCAAUCAGAUAAAUUCUAUUGAAGACACUUCCUAAAAUUAUGCUGAUACCGUUUCCCCAAAAAUAAGGCAUCCCCUGAUAAUAAGCCCAAUCGGGCUUUUGAGCGCAUAUGCUAAAAUAAGCCUCCCCCCUGAGAAUAAGCCCUCCCUGAAAAUAUUUAAAUGUAGAGCUGGAAAUCAGGUAAGAUGGCAAGAGGAGCCCCAUUUUGCUCCAUGCACCCCAAAAUAAUAAGACCUCCCCAAAAAUAAGGCCAAGUGCUUAUUUCAGGGUUCAAAAAUAUAUAAGACAGGGUCUUAUUUUCGGGGAAACAUGGUAGUACAGCAGCUACGUUGAGAAUUACAAAUUAUGGCCCAACCAUGUGCCUUUAUGAAAUCAGCGAAGACAAAUUUUGGCUGAUGAUGAAAAGUAAAGUCAUUGUGACUAUCAUUUUGUAUGUUAAGUCUUACACUGCCAUUGAAAAUUAAGAGAGAAAUGUAUGCAAGUAGAAGUUGUCUGGGCUACCAAAAUUAAGAGAGUGGAUGCUAAAUCAUGUGAAACUGACACAAUAUUUAGAGGUAAAAGAAUUAUGAUCAAAACUUCAAGGAAACUUCUACCUUUACUCAUAUCUGCUUUCAGAAAAAGUUGACAUACUAUUCUUUUUUUAAAAAAAAUAUGCCACUUCACCUAAGAAUCUCAUGAUCCCAUACAUACUAGCACAUUGAUUAUGGAGUACAUAAGGUUGUUAAACAUUAAAGCUCCUUAAGAUUUCAGUAUCUGACUUAAGGUAAGAUCAAGUCUCCGUGCUGAAUUUAAUUCCUGGCAACUUCAUGGACAUGUCUGUACAUUUUUAUUGUAAACAAUUUAUAAGAGAUUUGCCUUAGAUGACAACAUCAUCAACAACAACAACAACAAUGAAAUGGAAAAAGACAAUCUAGUGUUUCCUGGUGAUCUCUUAUGCAAGUAUUAAUCAGGUCUUACUUACCAAAUAUCUUGUAACCUUUCUUACAUUUUCAAAAUUAGCCAAUGUUGGCUAGGUGCUGCCACCAAGAGGAAUAUCCACUUCAUGCACAGCAUAUAAAAUUUAAGAUUUGUCGAGCAUGUUGUUGCAGGGUAUAAGUAUGUAGAAUGAGCAAUAUUUUUAACAUUAUUAAAUUGAAGUGAAUAUUCUUUGGAAUUAA
Messenger RNA from Ahaetulla prasina, 4066 nucleotides. It is a transcript of the gene SPDEF, whose product is annotated as SAM pointed domain containing ETS transcription factor. Bases 555 to 1691 code for a protein of 378 amino acids. Lineage: Eukaryota; Metazoa; Chordata; Lepidosauria; Squamata; Colubridae. The transcript is spliced from 6 exons. Gene Ontology annotation, molecular function: sequence-specific DNA binding; DNA-binding transcription factor activity, RNA polymerase II-specific. Gene Ontology annotation, biological process: cell differentiation; regulation of transcription by RNA polymerase II. Gene Ontology annotation, cellular component: nucleus. The record is from RefSeq and is a predicted model, not a curated record.